ACGGGGACGACGUGUGCCCCGCUGAACUGUCGCGCUUGGACUCAGGCACGUGACUGGUUCCAGCAACAGCCCGCUCCCGUGACCGGCUCUGCCCGCAUUCCUGCCCUGUGCCAGGUCUCUGGCUCCCCUGAACCGUGCCCACGGGCCCGUCGGUAGGCAGCACUCACCCCAUCAGCCUGCUCGGGCCAGCGGGGAACGUCCGGGCCAUCGGAGCUCGGCCAGAGUAGUGUCCCAGGACACAUCACACCAUUUCCCCAUGAUGCCUUCAUCUGCCCAUGAAUGAGGGAUGAGGAAUCGGGGAGAAUCACCAUGUGCUUACAACUCUCCAAAUGGAGAAACCAAGGGCUACUCCCAGGAAUUCUCCUUAGAAGAAAGACUUGCACAUCCCAAGGAGUAUAAGCCGUGUGGACAGGAGAUGGUGUCACAGGCACCACUUGUCACAGUAGAGCUCCAGCGAGAUGGAGAACUACAAACUCCAUAUCCCACACUCUUUGCAGCUAGGGAUCCACGUGGGACCUGGGCUCCAUCAAGCAGGCACACCCUAUAGAACUUGCAAGAAGGAAGAGAACUCCAUCAGGACUUCCAUAAUCGUACAAAUCUAACACGAAGUAAAACUGCGCCUCUCCGGGGAGAAACUACAACUUCCAGGGUUCCGCGGAUUGAAGGCUUGGGCUGUUCUCGGAGGCAAACUACAAUUCCCAGAAUUCCGUUAACCAAGGGGAGGUUCUGGCCUAGGGUCCGAGCAGCUGAGCUCGCGAGCCUGCGCACGUGCACUGGCUGCCGCGCCGGGCUCGCCAGCCAAGCAGGCGCAAGGCCGGCACCCGCGAGCCCCGGCGGCGGCGGCGGCGGUGGGGUGGGUGCCGCGGGACCUGCCCUCCAUGCCUGGUCGUCCCGGGCUCGGGGCGGGGUCAGGAGGCGGCAGCGGCGGCUGAUUCAGCCAAAGCCGACUACGCGGAGGGCCCACCGGGACGCUUCAACGCCACGGAGCCCCGCCUGCGGGCUGCAGACCAGGACACGAAGGCUUAAGAAUUGGCCCAGGCAGACGCAGAAGGACAAAUACUACAUGAUACCACAUUUGAGGAAGUUGAGGCUUGAGGCGUUAAUCUGCCAAGAUCAUAAAACCAGCUCACACCUAGGAUCUAAAGGAAGACACUUAUUAGGUUGACCCUAAUUGCGUGAAAUUGCUGUUUUUGUACGUGACAAGCAGUCAGCUAUCAGUAUUCAUGAGGUUCAACGAAUACACCAUUUCUGACCUUCUCCACAACCCUGUGAGGUGGGUGCUGGGCUCUCGCUCUUGCUGAUGGGGAACCUGACUUCAGAAAGGCCAUGCCAUAAAGUCACGGAGCUGGGGUUUGAACCCGAGUCUGUCUGGCUUUUUAGCCUUAAACUUGCCUGGACAGCACACAUCCUCCUCUGGGAGCCACCGACCACCAGUAAUGCGGCAGGAACUCAGAGCCAGGUUGGUGUAGGGUGUGAUGUGACAAUUCCUGAGAUCAGGGGUCUCCAACAGAGCAGACCAGUCGGUCAGACUUCUUGGUGCGGUCGGUGCCCUGAGACCGAGGUGUGCUACCUGUCCCCCGCACCCCCCCUGCACCUUCCCUGCCCCCCUGUCGGGGAGGGUUAGCAGAAGGUGUGGCUGCUCUGGCAAGGUGAGAACUCCAGAGGACUUUCCUCAGGCAGGGGGAGGGAGGCUGCAAGGGAUGGAAAGGGCCUGCCCUCCCUAGCAGAGCCGUGCCCAAGGGGGUGAAGCGGGGCUCACGCACAUCAGACCUGGCCUGGCCCUAGCGGGUGGCAGCUGGGUGGAGCAGUGGACGGACUGGGCUGUGCGGGGAGCCACCUGCCUUCGCUGGACCCUGAACUCAGAAGCUGCGUGGCCAGGCCUGCAUGUGACCUGCCGCUCUCCCCAGCCUUCAGGAGGCAGCACUCGCCAGGAGUUUAGGAUGCCUCCAUUUUUAAUCCUGCCAUGUCGCAGAGUUGCUGGAUGAUUCGGGGCACCUCUCUAAGGCCUUUGCCGACCGUCAGCGUGCCCGCAGAGAUGGGUCGAGCCCGCCAGGCCUGUGGCACUCCCCGGGCGCUGUCCUGUCACUAGGGCCCCGUGGUGGCAUUAGGAUGCACCUGUCGGCGGUGUUCAACGCCCUCCUGGUGUCCGUGCUGGCAGCGGUCCUGUGGAAGCACGUGCGGCUGCGUGAGCAUGCGGCCGCUCUGGAGGAGGAGCUGGCCCUCGGCCGCCAGGCCCCGGAGCCGGGCCCCGCGCUGAGGAUCGACUACCCCAGGGCGCUGCAGACCCUGAUGGAGGGAGGCACACACAUGGUGUGCACGGGCCGCACGCACACUGACCGCCUCUGCCGCUUCGAGUGGCUGUGUUACUCCAGCGAGGCCGAGGAGUUCAUCUUCUUCCACGGCAACGCGUCCGUCAUGCUGCCCAACCUGGGCUCCCGGCGCUUCCAGCCGGCCCUGCUCGACCUGUCCACCGUGGAGGACCACAACACCCAGUACUUCAACUUCGUGGAGCUGCCGGCCGCCGCCCUGCGCUUCAUGCCGAAGCCCGUGUUUGUGCCUGACGUGGCGCUCCUCGCCAACCGGUUCAACCCCGACAACCUCAUGCACGUCUUCCACGACGACCUGCUGCCUCUCUUCUACACCCUGAGGCAGUUCCCCGGCUUGGCCCACGAGGCCCGGCUCUUCUUCAUGGAGGGCUGGAGCGAGGGCGCACACUUUGAGCUCUACAAGCUCCUCAGCCCGAAGCAGCCACUCCUGCGGGCACAGCUCAAGACCCUGGGCCGGCUGCUGUGCUUCUCCCAUGCCUUCGUGGGUCUCUCCAAGGUCACCACGUGGUACCAGUAUGGCUUCGUCCAGCCCCAGGGCCCCAAGGCUAACGUCCUGGUCUCGGGCAACGAGAUCCGGCAGUUCGCACGGUUCAUGAUGGAAAAGCUGAACGUGAGCCGGGCAGGGGCUCCCCUAGGCGAAGACUACAUUCUGGUCUUCAGCCGUACCCAGAACAGACUCAUCCUGAAUGAGGCAGAGCUGCUGCUGGCACUGGCCCAGGAGUUCCAGAUGAAGACGGUGACGGUGUCCCUGGAGGACCACGCCUUUGCAGAUGUCGUGCGGCUGGUCAGCAACGCCUCCAUGCUGGUCAGCAUGCACGGGGCCCAGCUGGUCACUGCCCUCUUCCUGCCCCGUGGGGCCACUGUGGUCGAGCUUUUCCCAUAUGCUGUCAAUCCCGACCACUAUACGCCCUAUAAGACGCUGGCCACGCUGCCUGGCAUGGACCUCCAGUACGUAGCCUGGCGGAACAUGAUGCCAGAGAACACAGUCACGCACCCUGAACGGCCCUGGGACCAGGGGGGCAUCGCUCACCUAGACCGGGCGGAGCAGGCCCGUAUCCUGCAAAGCCGCGAGGUCCCGCGGCAUCUCUGUUGCCGGAACCCUGAGUGGCUCUUCCGUAUCUACCAGGACACCAAGGUGGACAUCCCAUCCCUCAUCCAGACCAUACGGCGCGUGGUAAAGGGCCGGCCGGGGCCGCGGAAGCAGAAGUGGACUGUCGGCCUCUACCCAGGCAAGGUCCGGGAUGCGCGGUGCCAGGCGUCAGUGCAGGGCGCCUCCGAGGCGCGCCUCACCGUGUCCUGGCAGAUCCCGUGGAACCUCAAGUACCUGAAGGUGAGGGAGGUGAAGUACGAGGUGUGGCUCCAGGAGCAGGGCGAGAACACCUAUGUGCCUUACAUCCUGGCCCUGCAGAACCACACCUUCACCGAGAACAUCAAGCCUUUCACUACCUACUUGGUGUGGGUCCGCUGCAUCUUCAACAAGAUCCUCCUGGGACCCUUUGCAGAUGUGCUGGUGUGCAACACGUAGUGAGCGUGCUGUGGCCAGGCCUGGGUGGGGGUGUGGCUCCUCCAGCUCAGUGGCCCUGGGCCCACUAGCCCCGUGUGGUGGCUUCUGGGAAUUGUUUAUUUAUUGAGCAGGCCUGCCCCAGGCUUGUGCCCCCAUGUCAUCUUACUGCAUCUGGAGUGUGGGGUCCACAGUCCUCUUUGCCCUGGUACGAUGGGACCCUCCCAGCCCCCUUCUCCCAUCCUGAGCAUCCAGACCGUGGAGAAGGUCCUUAGCAGGAGGAGGAGGAGGAGGAGAAGGAAGAAGGAAAGUAAGAACCCUAAGGAGCCUCUGGCCGAGUAAUCGUGCCGUUCCCUACGGAAUCUUUCUGGUUGAUCUCCAGGUGUUUGGAAACUGUGAAUAGAUCACGUGGUUGCUUGGGUGGGUGGUUCAUCAGCUUCCGUCAUCAUGAAAUUCGCCUGUAGCACAGUGAAGGUGUGUGUGGAACAUUCAUUAAAUGAUUAUAAACAUCUUG
Molecule: messenger RNA, 4342 nt
Organism: Herpailurus yagouaroundi (jaguarundi)
Lineage: Eukaryota; Metazoa; Chordata; Mammalia; Carnivora; Felidae
Gene: POMGNT2
Product: protein O-linked mannose N-acetylglucosaminyltransferase 2 (beta 1,4-)
Exons: 9
Coding region: 2110-3852 (580 amino acids)
Biological process (GO): protein O-linked glycosylation via mannose
Cellular component (GO): endoplasmic reticulum
Molecular function (GO): protein binding; protein O-acetylglucosaminyltransferase activity
Source: RefSeq, a predicted model, not a curated record